AUGCCGACUGCCAUGCCAGGGCUCUGGCUCCUCCUGUCGCUGAUAUUUGCUUGCAUUGCUGAAAGUGAUAAUGUCCGAGAGACUUCUGUCACUUCUAAAGGGUUGAAACUGAAGAACAUUUAUAAAAGGAGCACCGUAUGCAGGGAAGGCCAGCACCUUGCAGAUAGUAGCUUACUAUGCUGUCAGCUGUGUCCUGCUGGUCGAUGGAAAAGUAGAGACUGCGAAGUCAGUGAGGGAGCACCAGUUUGUGAGCUAUGUGAAGAAGGGAAAGAGUACACAGAAAAUGACAAUUAUUUAAAUAGGUGUUUCAAAUGUAAAUAUUGUGAUGAAGUACAUGGACUGGAAGUGGCAAAAAACUGUACCCGGACCCAGAACACCCAGUGCAGAUGUAAAGCAAACUUUUUCUGUAUUAACUCUCUGUGUGACCAAUGUGAACCUUGCAGCACGUGUGAGCAUGGAAUCAUUGAGAAAUGCACACCAACUAGUAAUGCUAAAUGCAAAGAAAAAGAUAUUGACUUGAGUGAAUAUAUCACGUACAUUGCUUACAGAAUGACAAUGAAUGAAGUUAAAGAAUUUGUUCGAAAGAAUGGUACCGAAGAAGCCAAAAUAGAUGAGAUUAAGAGUAACUAUCCCCAAGAUGCAGCUGAACAGAAGGUCCAAAUGCUCCGUACCUGGUAUCAACAACAUGGGAAGAAAGGUGCAUAUCGCACUUUGAUUACAGGCUUAAAGAAAGCGAAUCUCUGUGCACAUGCAGAAAAACUCCAGGAAUUAGUUCAGAAAGGCCUUCCCAGUGAUGCCAAAACAGCAAGCAUCACAAAUGAAAAUGAAAGACAAAGCUCAGCAGAGACUUAA
This is a messenger RNA of Elephantulus edwardii (Cape elephant shrew), 852 nucleotides long. It is a transcript of the gene FAS, whose product is annotated as Fas cell surface death receptor. Gene Ontology annotation, cellular component: membrane raft; CD95 death-inducing signaling complex; external side of plasma membrane. Lineage: Eukaryota; Metazoa; Chordata; Mammalia; Macroscelidea; Macroscelididae. Gene Ontology annotation, molecular function: tumor necrosis factor receptor activity; protein binding. Bases 1 to 852 code for a protein of 283 amino acids. The transcript has 6 exons. Gene Ontology annotation, biological process: motor neuron apoptotic process; extrinsic apoptotic signaling pathway in absence of ligand; necroptotic signaling pathway. The record is from RefSeq and is a predicted model, not a curated record.